Molecule: messenger RNA, 924 nt
Organism: Aspergillus clavatus NRRL 1
Lineage: Eukaryota; Fungi; Ascomycota; Eurotiomycetes; Eurotiales; Aspergillaceae
Product: DUF3429 domain-containing protein
Exons: 4
Coding region: 1-924 (307 amino acids)
Source: RefSeq, a predicted model, not a curated record
AUGUUGUACAGAAACUCGGUCGCUCGCUCUGUCCUCAGGGCUAUCUCGAGCUCCAAUGCCUCGGUGGCUCGGUCGACAUUCAACAACAAUGUGUUCAAGGCCCAUCUGACGUCUUCCGCUCGUCUUCCCGCUCGCCCAACUUCGUCCAGCUUGGCCCUGGCUACCCGCAAGCCCGUCACCACCGCGCUUGUUCGGUAUGCCUCUAGCUCGUCCAAGGACCUCAAGGUCGCUGAGGAGGACACUGAUAUGAUGGCGGGUAUCAAGACCGAGGCGAAAGUUAUCAAGGACACCUUCAGCCUUGAGGGCGUUCCCAAGGAGGCUCUCUAUCUCGGAAUGGCCGGUGUCAUCCCCUACCUCGCUACUUCCCUUGAGACCGUCUACCUCUCCUACGAGAUCAACCGUGCUGCCGCCAGCGGCGACGGCCUAAUCUUCUCCGGCCAGAGCGCGGAGCUGAUGCUGCACAUGCUCGAGCCUAUCCAGGUCGGCUAUGGUGCCGUGAUUCUCUCCUUCCUCGGAGCCGUCCACUGGGGUCUCGAGUGGGCCGGAUACGGUGGCAAGCAGGGUUACCGGCGCUACGCCGCCGGUGUUAUCGCCCCGGCUGUCGCCUGGCCUACUCUGCUCCUCCCCGUCGAGUAUGCUCUGAUCACUCAGUUCCUCGCCUUCACCUUCCUGUACUACAACGAUGCGCGCGCCGCUGCCCAGGGCCGUGCUCCACACUGGUACGGCAUGUACCGCUUCGUCCUGACCUUCAUUGUCGGCGCCAGCAUUGUCGCCAGCUUGAUCGGCCGUGAGCAGAUUUCCACCACGAUGAGCAGCCAGCACACCAUCACCGACAAGGUCAAUGCUCUGCUGUUCCUGAAGAAGAAGGAGCAGGCCGAGGCCGAUGCCCGGCGCCGCGCCGAGCUCGGCGAGGAGGCCGAGUAA